This is a messenger RNA of Candida tropicalis MYA-3404, 420 nucleotides long. RefSeq lists its product as uncharacterized. Lineage: Eukaryota; Fungi; Ascomycota; Pichiomycetes; Serinales; Debaryomycetaceae. The transcript has a single exon. The record is from RefSeq and is a predicted model, not a curated record. Bases 1 to 420 code for a protein of 139 amino acids.
AUGAAACCAACACUCAAAGAUUGUACAACCAAGAAAACAAGCACAAAUAUGUCAAGGAUGGUUUCCAUGAUUAUGUUGUUGAUAAAGAAAAAGGUGCCGUUAACCCUGAUAAAACCGGUACCAAAGCUGCUGCUUGGUUCACUUUUGAUAAUGUUCCAGCUGGUGAUUAUGUCACCAUUCGUUAUAAGUUCACCAGAGACAAGAGCGAAGUUGAUGAAUAUGAAUUGGAUCAAAUAUUCACCCAACGUCAAGCCGAGGCUGAUGAAUUUUACUGGAAAGUCAGUCCAUUCCCACUUUCUGAAGAUCUUAGAAGUAUUCUUCGUCAAGGUUUUGCAGGUUUGCUUUGGACCAAACAAUUCUAUUAUUUUGCCCAUAACUACUGGGCCAAUGGUGAUCCAAACACCAUUAAGCCACCAAUGA